UGCCAGACUCCGUAGCGAGAGCGUGUGUCGUUUCGGCUCGUGCGUCGAAAUAUGCUGUGUUCUUGUUGGGUGCCUAUACACAGCGUAGAUCUUUAUAGAUCGAGUGAUCUUUUAGAAAACUAACAUUUCGUGGAAAAUACAGAAAUUGAUUUAAUGCCGUGCUACCACAGAUCACGUAAAGUAGUAAAACAUUAAAGGGUGAAAGAAUCUGAAAAAUAAUAAUAAUAAGAUAAGGAAAAAAAAAAAGAAAAUUAAGUAAUACACACUAGACUCAAUUUUAUAUCUAAAAUCAACAAUUAACGAUAUACACAGAUAGAUAAAAAAUAUAGUCGAAAAUAUAGAAAAAAGUGUUAAAAAAAGAAGCUCUUCCGAAACGGGCCAUGGUCAUUAUAGCGCAGGGGUGAAAGUCAGGUCAGGUCAGCCGUGAGAGAUGGAGAGGCUGCCCAUCCCUGCACAGGAGAGCAUGGACGUGGCCAACGUAGCCGCCCACGCCACGCCCCCUUCUUGUAGGACCCGCCCCUAUUCGCUGUGGAUCUUCGUUCUUGUCGCUGUUAACCUCUUCGUUGCAGCUGAGUGCCACAUCCGAGGCGGACAUGGACCCCACAUGGAUGUACAUCGGGGGACCGUAUCCCCACCCCCCUCCCCCCAGUUCGACCCCAGCCACUCGGCAGACGUCACGGCACUCGCUGGCACCACAGCCAUCCUCAACUGCCGCGUCCACAACAUCAAGAACCAUACGGUAUCGUGGAUCCGUCAUCGGGAUAUUCACCUGCUGACCGUCGGGAGUUACACCUACACUUCUGACCAGCGAUUCCGUGCCCUCCACAUGGACGAUUCUGAUGACUGGGUUCUCAAGAUCAAAUUUGUUCAGAUCCGAGACUCCGGUAUCUACGAGUGCCAGAUUUCGACCACGCCGCCAGUGUCGCAUUUCAUUCGUCUUAAAGUUGUCAAACCGUACACACACGUUCUCGGUGGACCAGACAUGUACAUCAACAAAGGCUUACGAUCAACCCCACCUGCGUGGCGAAUUUUCCCCCCCAACCCCCAGAUUUAUAUUAUCAGCUAUGACUCAGACCGCGGGGGCGUGACAGUCAUCAUCGAAAAGGGUGACGUCACGACCAGUUCCCUGCUGAUCCAGGACGCCCGACCAGCUGACUCCGGCCGCUAUGACUGCAACCCGUCAAACGCCUCACCGGCCAAUCUGACUGUGCACGUGCUCAAUGGAGAACACCCGGCAGCCAUGCAGCAUGGAGGACAAGGCACCUACACGUCCUCCUCCCUCAGGAACAUCCUCUCGCUCCUCUCGGUCCUCGCCGCCCUCCAUAGAGUCCUUCAGUAGGCUCAUUCUCUUACCCCUCACCCCCCACCAGCCGGAGUAGGAUCCAGUCUCGGUUUGGAUUCCUUGCGCUUUCCGUUGCGUCUCUCUCUCCUUCAGAUCCUUCGUCGGUUAUUCGCACUGUCGUUCCCCGAGGAUCUCCGCAACAGGCGCUCCUGAAGGACUUCUUCGCGGGGAUCUCUCAGAGCAGGCUCAUACUCGGCUCUCUCUGGAUAUUCCACCGGAGCUAUAAUAGCCCCCUCCUCACAACACCCCCCUUCCAUGUCCGUUUCCACCUCCCACUACAUCACAUACCCAUUCCAUCCCUUCUAUCCCCCACAUACUCCUCACAUCAUAUACCCCUUCCCCACCCCGGUCCCCACUCCCACAGUCCGUGUAAUGGUCCUCGUUUGGGGUCUUAAUGAGAGACAAGGUUGCAACUCGCUGUAAAUACAGCCUUUAUUUCGUUUUUUUCCUUCUCUUGUUUGAACCGUUAAGUCUCAAAGGCGAAAUUCAGAAGAGUUGGAUCCAAUUAAUUACUUAUUCUUCCACGUGUAAACUGAUAUUGUAAGCAGUGUUAUAAUUUACAGUGCGAAAAGGAUUUUUGUGAGUAUACAUAUACAAGUGUUUAUAUAUCAUUCAUUGAAUAGGUGACUGUAACUCCUAUAAAUCCAAGGACUAUAAUGAAAACAAUAAAAAAGAGUUACAGAUUAUUUAAAUGUAAAUAACAAAUACCUAAAAUGUGUACCUUUGUUAUGGAAAAAAUGCUUUAUAGGAAAAAGGAGUAAUUUGCAUUUCUGAAGGACAAUUAUUAGAGAGAAAUAACUUUUAUGUAUUCCAAAUGCACUUCUGUGCAUUUGCAAUAGCAUUCGCUAGGGAUAUUAUUUUCAUCAAGGUUGUUAGAUAAAUUCCGCUAAAAAUGCACAAAGAAAUAAAGAAGGGUAACAGUAAGCACAUGUUUUUAAAGAACGAAAUCUCGGUCAUUCUCUUCUAGGAAUGCACUGUAAAAUGCUAGUUCAUUACCUAGCAGAAAGGUACUUCACACACGACAUUGCCUCCUAUGUGGACAUUUAAAUCGUGAUUGUCACAUCAAGCUUAGCUACUUUAACAAAAUAUUUCGUCUGUCUGGGAAUCCACGUUUGAAGGGGAACGGUCUAAGAGAGAAUAUUAGAUUGAUAAAUUUGUUUAUGAUUGGAUGAGGCUCUAAGUAGGAAAAAAGGGUGCUUGUGCUUCUUUAAGUACAUUUGUAUGUGUGAACAUGUAUACGCAG
Molecule: messenger RNA, 2585 nt
Organism: Penaeus monodon (black tiger shrimp)
Lineage: Eukaryota; Metazoa; Arthropoda; Malacostraca; Decapoda; Penaeidae
Product: zwei Ig domain protein zig-8-like
Exons: 8
Coding region: 431-1339 (302 amino acids)
Biological process (GO): synapse organization
Cellular component (GO): neuron projection membrane
Source: RefSeq, a predicted model, not a curated record